AAAAAUGGCGCGAACGAAUGGGGAGAGGAAAAAAAAAACGGCAGAAGAAAAAACUGUUCGUGUCUUUAAAAGCAGCGCUCUAGUGGCAACUAUAAUGGCAGAGGCGGCAGCGAGCUAGCCAGCGGAGAGCUCCUCCAAGUGCAGAGUAGGGGUCCCUUCUCCGCCGCUCUGCUCACCAUUUCCUCUCUCGUAGCCAUGGCUCUCCUCCGCUGCCUCUUCCUCCUCGCCGUCCUUCUUCCCCACCGCAAUGCCGCCGUCGUCGCCGCCGCGUCGCCGCACCACGGCCCCGCGCCGCACGACUACAGGGACGCGCUCACCAAGUCCAUCCUCUUCUUCGAGGGCCAGCGCUCCGGGAAGCUGCCGCCGUCGCAGCGCGUCUCCUGGCGGGGUGACUCCGGCCUCUCCGACGGCUCCUCCAUCAAGGUGGACUUGGUGGGAGGGUACUACGACGCCGGCGACAACAUGAAGUUCGGGUUCCCGCUGGCGUUCAGCAUGACGAUGCUGGCGUGGAGCGUGGUGGAGUUCGGUGGACUCAUGAAGGGUGAGCUCCAGCACGCCAGGGACGCCGUCCGCUGGGGCUCCGACUACCUCCUCAAGGCCACCGCCCACCCGGACACCGUCUACGUCCAGGUCGGUGAUGCCAACAGGGACCACGCGUGCUGGGAGCGGCCGGAGGACAUGGACACACCGAGGACCGUGUACAAGGUCGACCCGAGCACCCCGGGCACCGACGUCGCGGCCGAGACCGCCGCGGCGCUCGCCGCCGCCUCGCUCGUCUUCCGCAAGUCCGACCCGGCCUACGCCAGCCGCCUCGUCGCCAGGGCCAAGAGGGUGUUUGAGUUCGCGGACAAGCACAGGGGCACGUACAGCACCCGUCUCUCGCCAUACGUCUGCCCAUACUACUGCUCCUACUCCGGGUACCAGGAUGAGCUGCUGUGGGGGGCGGCAUGGCUACACAGGGCGACCAAGAACCCGACGUACCUGAGCUACAUCCAGAUGAACGGGCAGGUGCUGGGCGCGGACGAGCAGGACAACACGUUCGGGUGGGACAACAAGCACGCCGGGGCGAGGAUCCUGAUCGCCAAGGCGUUCCUGGUGCAGAAGGUGGCGGCGCUGCACGAGUACAAGGGCCACGCCGACAGCUUCAUCUGCUCCAUGGUGCCCGGCACCCCCACGGACCAGACGCAGUACACCCGCGGCGGCCUCCUCUUCAAGCUCAGCGACAGCAACAUGCAGUACGUCACCUCCAGCUCCUUCCUGCUGCUCACCUACGCCAAGUACCUCGCCUUCUCCAAGACCACCGUCUCCUGCGGCGGCGCCGCCGUCACGCCGGCCCGCCUCCGCGCCAUCGCGCGCCAGCAGGUGGACUACCUGCUGGGGAGCAACCCGAUGGGGAUGUCGUACAUGGUCGGGUACGGCGCCAAGUACCCGCGGAGGAUCCACCACCGCGCGUCGUCGCUGCCGUCGGUGGCGGCGCACCCCGCCAGGAUCGGCUGCUCGCAGGGGUUCACCGCGCUCUACUCCGGCGUCGCCAACCCCAACGUCCUCGUCGGCGCCGUCGUCGGAGGGCCCAACCUGCAGGACCAGUUCCCCGACCAGCGCAGCGACCACGAGCACUCCGAGCCGGCCACCUACAUCAACGCGCCGCUCGUCGGAGCGCUCGCCUACCUCGCCCACUCCUACGGCCAGCUCUAGGCUCUACUACCUUCUUUGGGAGAUUUGAUCAAACAAAUCGUCCCAGAUAAUAGCAUCACUAUUUCGACGUCGUCUUAAUCUAAUUAGUCGGUGGAUUUGGGGGCAGGUUAAAUUUAGUGGGUAGUAAUUGUGAUUUGGGGACCCCAGUGCAAGCAAAACAAGAGCACUAGUGGGUCUAAGUAUUCAUUAGGGUACGUAAUUAACGUGCUCGCUGGUGUUAAACCCUGUGUUCGUAAAGCGGUCGACGGAUGUUCGUCCGGAAAAUGUACCCAGUUGCAACUCGCAACUGAUUGCGAAAUCAACAAGUGUUCUUAUGUCUAUC
Oryza sativa Japonica Group (Japanese rice) is the source of this 2017-nucleotide messenger RNA. Lineage: Eukaryota; Viridiplantae; Streptophyta; Magnoliopsida; Poales; Poaceae. The record is from RefSeq and is a predicted model, not a curated record.